Messenger RNA from Andrographis paniculata, 1565 nucleotides. RefSeq names its product probable lysophospholipase BODYGUARD 1. The record is from RefSeq and is a predicted model, not a curated record. The coding region runs from base 68 to 1435 and encodes 455 amino acids. The transcript has 4 exons. Lineage: Eukaryota; Viridiplantae; Streptophyta; Magnoliopsida; Lamiales; Acanthaceae.
UCUUAUCAGAAAAAUUAAUUAAUUAAUUAAACCCUUAAAGCUUAACUAAUUAAUUAAUUUCUCUGCCAUGGCCGCCGGAGAGAGCUUCAAGGUCGGAGCAACAAUGGCCGCCACAUUCCUCAACCAAUUCUUCAGCUUCAUCGUCUUCACCAUUCUCGACUUUCUCGACGUUCUUCUCUGCUACGUUUACAAGCUUUCCGAUUUCUUCAUCGAGGCAGAAUGGAAAUCUUGUUACUGCUCUAAAUCCGCCGCCGACGGCGGCGGCGGCGGCGGACAGAUUCUGGUCGCCGAGCCGAAGGUCGUCGGAAUGACAUGCACAAAACUGCGGAUGGAGGAAAUAUCCGACACGCUCUACACGCGCCCGUCGGUCGCGUCCGAGAUCUCGAAGAAGAGAUUGAUCGCCGGCCGGAAAUCCGCCGGCCGGCCAUUAUUCACCAUCAAUUCCACCACCGUCGAUUCGCUGAUCGGCCGCCACCAGAAACUGCCGGUCCCGCGGUGGUCCGACUGCGAUUGCAAUACUUGCACAUCAUGGAUCGGCGCAACUAAAGAAACACUAUUCGUUAUGACCGAUGGUGCCCGAGAAAAUGUGCAAGAAGACGUAGUGUUCAUCCACGGAUUCAUUUCAUCGUCGGCAUUUUGGACCGAGACGGUGUACCCGAAUCUAUCGAGGUGGGCCAAGUUAAGGUACCGGCUUCAUGCGGUCGAUCUUCUUGGAUUCGGGAGAAGCCCAAAGCCAACGGACUCGAUGUACACGUUGAGGGAGCAUGUUGAGAUGAUUGAGAAAUCGGUCCUCGACCCAUAUAGAGUCAAGAAUUUUCACAUUGUUGCGCAUUCUCUCGGGUGCAUUAUCGCGAUGGCCCUCGCCGUCCGGCAUCCCGCCGCCGUUAAGUCCCUCACGUUGCUAGCUCCGCCGUAUUUCCCAACUCCAAAGGGCGAAAUCGCUACGCAAUACACUAUGCGGAGAGUAGCGCCACGGCGCGUGUGGCCAGUGAUCGCGUUCGGCGCGUCGAUGGCUUGCUGGUAUGAACACAUCAGCCGUACCAUCUGCCUCCUCAUAUGUAAGAACCACCGCGCGUGGGAAUUUCUCGCCAAACUCCUAACCAGAAACAGGAUCCGGCUAUAUGUGAUGGAAGGCUUCUUUCUACACACACAUAACUCGGCAUGGCACACGUUACACAAUGUGAUAUGUGGCACGGCCGGGAAGAUCGAAGGCUACUUAGACAAAAUCAAGAAUCGGCUCAAAUGUGAUAUUACAAUAUUUCAUGGAAAAAACGAUGAAUUGAUUCCGGUCGAGUGUAGUCAUAGCUUGAAGGCAAGAAUCCCACGAGCAAAUCUUAAAGUCGUCGAGAAAAAAGACCACAUAACCAUAGUUGUUGGGAGGCAAAAAGCGUUUGCUCGAGAGCUUGAGGCCAUAUGGAAGAAUGCAACCUCUUGAUUCAAUUCAUAUUCAAAUCAAAAUAAAUAUAUAUAUAUAUAUGUUUCAUUAAGGGAAAUUAAUGAUCACCUUAAUGAAAGAGGUUUAUAUUUUAAUUAGAUUAUUACUAUGAUUGCAUGAGAAAAUGGAA